AUAAUCUUUCAAGCCUCAUUCACCCAUUGGCGGUUCUUAACCCCCUCCCUCUUGCCACCCGUCAUCCCUAUCCUCCUUACGUUGUAUAACAAACACCCUAGAACUCUCCAACCCUGCUUAUCAUCAUUUUCCUUAAUUUCUUCACUUCUUUUCACCCAAAGAUCACAUCUUUUUCACAUACCCAUUACAUAAAUCUUCACAUACGUUCAUGGCUUUCUCAAAUCAUGAAUCUUGUUGCGUCUUUGUUUGAUUUUUCAUGGUUUUCUGAGACUUUAAGGAGACCAACAAGUGGGGUGGAUAUGUUGGUGAUUUUGGGUUUGGUUUUAAUUGGUUUCUUGAUUGGGAUUGUGGUUGGAUGGGUGUGGAGACCCAGGUGGGCUGGGUUUAGUGAUUGUGUAUUUGAUGGACCAGUGGUCAUGAGUCAAAUGGUUGACUCAGACCAGAAGCAGGAGCAGACCCUUCAUCCCAGUUGCAGCUCAUCGGUUGCCAAGAAAGAUGACGAUCAUCUUCCAAAAGACGAAGAUUUGAAACAUUUAUGGCAUCUUGUGGAGAAGAGAGACGGUGGUCCGCCAUGGAAGCAUAUGAUGGAUGGCUCAACCGCUACCAUGACCUACCAAGCAUGGCAAAGAGAUCUCGAGACGGGUCCCCCACAAUAUUGUAGCAUGACUGUUUAUGAAGAAGCUACACCUGAACUAUUGAGGGAUUUCUUUUGGGAUGAUGACUUAAGACUGAAAUGGGAUGAUAUGCUGUUACAUGCAACUACCCUAGAAGAAUUUCCCGCCAUUGGAGCAAGUGUUGUACAUUGGAUACGCAAGUUUCCGUUGUUUUGCAGUGAUAGAGAAUACAUAAUCGGCAGACGGAUUUGGGAGUUAGAAGGAUCUUUUUAUUGCGUCACAAAGGGAGUGCCAUGCUCUUCGGUCCCAAGAAAGCAGAGACCACGCCGUGUUGAUGUUUAUUAUUCAAGUUGGUUCAUUCGACCAGUGGCAUCGAAGAAAAGGAACAACCAGCCGGCGUGUGAGGUAAUAUUCUUCCAUUACGAAGACAUGGGCAUCCCAUGGGAACUUGCAAAAUUUGGAGUGAGACAAGGGAUGUGGGGAACAGCGAAAAAGAUCGAGCGAGGUUUACGUUGGUACCAAAAGGAACGAGCUUGUUCAGAGACGGUGUCGCACCAUGUAACCAUGGCUCGAAUGAGUACCAAAAUCAAUCAAGACUACUUGGCCCGUUUAGAAUCUGAAUCCGAUGAAGAUGUGACCCAGACCCAAAUGAGAGUCCAUCAAGAGAAACCAGGAGGAAUAGAUACAAACAUACCAAAGCUGUUGGUUAUCGGCGCUGCGGUUGCUCUUGCUUGCAGUAUUGAUCGUGGGCAGUUCACGAAAGCAGUCAUAUUUGGAGUUGCAAAAAGAUUUGGGAAUAUAGGACGAAGAGCGUUUCCUGCACCAAGAUUAUGAUGCCAUAGAUUUCUCUUAUGUGUUUGAUCUUUGAUAUAAUAUAUGUACUUUUUUAUAAAGAGAAACUGGAAUAGAAAUAUACGAAUCUUUAAUCUUUAAACAGUUAAUCAUGUUGAUUUC
Helianthus annuus (common sunflower) is the source of this 1568-nucleotide messenger RNA. RefSeq lists its product as uncharacterized. Gene Ontology annotation, molecular function: lipid binding. The coding region runs from base 225 to 1448 and encodes 407 amino acids. The transcript is spliced from 6 exons. NCBI's taxonomy places the organism in Eukaryota, Viridiplantae, Streptophyta, Magnoliopsida, Asterales, Asteraceae. The record is from RefSeq and is a predicted model, not a curated record.